AUCACAGUCGAAACAAAGCCACAACACAUACAGGAAAGCAAGCAAGAAUCAUCGGAAUAAUGGCUCGUGCAUGUGUGUUCCUCGUCGUGCUCCUCCUGGCCGCCAUCGCGGUGGCACCGUUCGCGGGCGCCGCACGCGUGGACGUCGUGGAGGGUAGGUCCAUGGCAUCCGCCGAUGCACCGGAGGCGGCGGCCGAUGCUCCCGCUCCUAGCCCCGACUCCGCCUCAUCCCCAGACUCAUCGUCAGAGGCGCCCUCCAGCAGCAGCUCCUCCGACUAGACGCAAAAACCUCUUCAUUCUCUGGAAUAACUAACAGUAUAUACGUUGCACCUUGAUGAUAUAGAAACAUGUACGUGCAUCAGUGUAUGGAAUGCGAGUGGCAAACACAUGGAAUGUGCUUGCCUAAUUAUUGUUUAUUUCUUUAUUUAUUAUAUGUCUCUCUCGGUUGUUUUUUAUUUUUCUUAAUGCAUGUAAUAUAAUUUGUUAUACCCAAUA
Zea mays is the source of this 494-nucleotide messenger RNA. RefSeq lists its product as uncharacterized. The record is from RefSeq and is marked validated. NCBI's taxonomy places the organism in Eukaryota, Viridiplantae, Streptophyta, Magnoliopsida, Poales, Poaceae. The coding region runs from base 60 to 278 and encodes 72 amino acids. The transcript has a single exon.